Messenger RNA from Plutella xylostella (diamondback moth), 1885 nucleotides. Its product is annotated as proliferation-associated protein 2G4. NCBI's taxonomy places the organism in Eukaryota, Metazoa, Arthropoda, Insecta, Lepidoptera, Plutellidae. The record is from RefSeq and is a predicted model, not a curated record.
AUCAUGACUUAGCUGACCUGUCAACGCCAUCAUACUUCAUUACUUCACCUAACCACACCACCAACGAAUUUGAGAAAUGGCUGACGAUAAAGAAGUAGAAAAGACGAUCGCUGAAGACUUGGUUGUAACCAAGUACAAGUUAGCUGGACAGAUUGUUAACCGUGUCCUUGAGCAAGUUCUUGCUAAAUGCGUCCCAGACGCCUCUGUGCGAGAGCUGUGUGAUUUCGGGGACAAGCUUAUCGCUGAGGAGACCAACAAGGUCUUCAAAAAGGAUAAGGACUCCAAGAAGGGAAUAGCGUUCCCGACAUGCGUGUCUGUCAACAACUGCAUCUGUCACUUUUCACCCAUCCCAAGUGAAACUGACUUAGUUCUCAAACAAGGUGAUCUAGCUAAGGUAGACCUCGGUGCACACAUAGAUGGUUUCAUUGCAGUGGUGGCACACACGGUGGUUGUUGGCGGUGGGGAGGCCACUGGGCGGGCAGCAGAUGUUGUGCUUGCUGCAUACCAAGCCAGCGAAGCCGCCUUGAGAUUACUUCGGCCGGGAAAUGAGAACUAUGCAAUAACAGAUGUGGUGCAGAAGAUUAGCUCUGAGUAUGGUUGCAAACCUGUCGAGGGUAUGCUGUCGCACCAAUUAAAACAAUUCCGCAUUGAUGGAGAAAAGAGUAUUAUUCAAAACCCAUCUGAGCCACAACGCAAGGAACACGAAAAGACAACUUUGGAGACUUAUGAAGUUUAUGCCAUGGAUGUCUUGGUGUCCACUGGUGAGGGUGUGGGUCGAGAAAUGGACACAAGGUGUACGAUAUACAAGAAGACCGAUGAAAUUUAUCAACUGAAGCUGAAGGCCUCAAGAAUGUUCUACAGUGAGGUCCGCAACAAGCACGGCUCGAUGCCGUUCAACCUACGCAGCUUCGACAAGGAGACCAGCGCCAGGAUGGGCGUCGUCGAGUGCGUCAACCACAAGCUCAUCGAGCCAUUCCAGGUGCUAUACGAGCGCGCGGGCGAGCUGGUGGCGCAGUUCAAGUUCACGGCGCUGCUGCUGCCCACCGGCACGCACCGCAUCACCGGCCUGCCGCUCGACAAGGCCGCCUUCAAGAGCGAACGCACCAUCAAGGACCCUGAACUCAAUUCCCUCCUGAACUCUUCAGCGAAGUCCAACAAGAAGAAGAAAAAGACAAAGUCAGGCACUGAGGAGCCCAUGGAGGUGGAGACGGCCGCCUAGGGCCCGCCCCCCGCACCCCCCGCGUCCCCCGCCCCCGCGCCGCCCCGAGGACGACACAGCUCCGUACAAGCAAACUUAUGUCACUCCCAAUGUUACAAAUAAUACCACCCUUUCCUGAUUAAAACAUUGCAAACUAGAAAAAACAUAAAAAAAUAAAAACAGGGCCAGAUGGGUCCAGAGUGUUUAGUACCUAUAUUUUUUUUGGAAAUAUACCUUUCAUGAAUAUAAUUUUCCCCUUGUGCCAGAACUUAAUAGUUUAGAGGUGUCGCGUUAUUAUUUUUUUAUUCAAAGACGCUUAAGUUUUCAUACAUAAAUAUUAAGUUUCUGUUUUUCUUAUCUACCACAUAAUAAUUACAUGCUUCUGACCUUAUUGCUAGAAUUAGAAUGUUUUCUGGUAUUGUGCAUAAUGUUUCAAACCUCAGUGUUCCGAUGAGCAUUCCUUCAUUAAUAAUAAUAAUGAUGAUGCAGGCACAGUUAUUUUUGUUUUUUAAUGUUGUGAUGUGCACAAGAUCUUGUCGAAUUCGUUGUUAACAUUAUCAGUGUAAUAGUUAGAAAAAUUUGGACAUGAAUGUUUUCGAAAUGUACUAGGAAAUGUUUGUAAAGUAUAAAUAUAACACAGGAUGGAAUAAAUCAAACUGUGCCACAGACUGUGGACUGUUUUGUAAA